Puccinia graminis f. sp. tritici CRL 75-36-700-3 is the source of this 588-nucleotide messenger RNA. RefSeq lists its product as uncharacterized. The coding region runs from base 1 to 588 and encodes 195 amino acids. The record is from RefSeq and is a predicted model, not a curated record. The transcript has 5 exons. Lineage: Eukaryota; Fungi; Basidiomycota; Pucciniomycetes; Pucciniales; Pucciniaceae.
AUGCAGGGCGGCUCGAUAGGUGAAGCACUUGACAUGAUAAUAUAUGUUGUACAUCCGGAAUAUCCACUAUUCGUCAAGAGGCACAAGUGUACAACAUCGUGGCCAGCCAAAAAUAUUCCACAAACAAGCCUACUAGGAGGCGCUUGCCGUGGUCACCGGCUCCGCACCCACCGAGGGUGGGCUUGUGUUACAUAUAUAGUCGACCCUCCUCUGGCCACAAAAGCCGACGCGUAUCACCCCAGAGCAGCAAUCACACUGAAACUAUCUCCACCGUCUCUUUACCACCUCGGUGAAGCCAGUUGUGCCAAUCAAGUGCCCAAACCUGCACCAAAAGUGCCUCAAAGCUUUUCAUGUGGUGCCCGUGCUCCUGUUUGUGCCUGGAAGGUUUUUGUUGAUCCGAAGGCUAUAAAUCCAGGGCAAGGUGAUCGUGUAGAGCUGUCGAACGCCCACAACAACCACGACGGCACCUGGAGCUGCAGAGGGAAAUACACAAUGCAAUCAUGUUGCAGUCUACCAGUGAGGGACAAAUCAAGAUUCGCAAUCGAAAUAUGGCAGAAGGAGUGCCCCGACCCCGCGAAUAUCAAAUGA